CGGAUGUGCGUCAUCACCGCGAGCCGGAUGUCGCUGGUGGCGCGACUCCCACCUUAGGGUAGUGGCGGUGCAGGAGCGAGUGGCGGGUGCGGAGCGGAGUGGCCGCUCCCCGGCCCCGGGGGCGAGGAGAGGUUGAAACUACACAUUUAGUUCUAAAUCUGCGGCAAUGGGUAGAACUUACUUUGUUGAGGAAGCCGUCGGGCAGUAUCUUUCAGACCUCAGCACAAAAUUGAGGCCCUAUGUCACUGGCUUGUUAAUAGGGCAGUGUUCUGCACAAAGAGACUACGUAAUUCGGGCUGUUCGAACGCCUCCAAAGGAAGAGCAGAAGGAAGACAGCAUCGCUCCUUCGAAACUGGCGUCUGUUGAUGAAGAAUGGAUAACUACACACGCCAGUCAGGUUUCUAGAAUGCUUCCUGGAGGCUUAUUAGUUCUUGGUGUAUUUAUUAUUGCAACUCCAGAACUGUCCAAAGAGAGUCAGAAUGCUUUGCGCAAGCUAAUCUUCUCAGUGGAAAAGUCCUUGACUAAAAGGCGACUCUGGAAACCCGCGGAGGAGGAGGUCUCGGACAGAGCAGCUCUUCAAAUUUGUUCUGCUACAAAAAAAGUAGUUUGCCGAACCUAUGAUGUACAAGAUCCAAAGAGUUCAGCUAAACCAGCAGACUGGAAAUAUCAGAGUGCUCUCUCUGCUUCCUGGUUAGCUUUGGACUGCACAGUAAAUGUUAAUAUUCACAUUCCACUUCUUGCUACUUCACCAAACCAUGACCUGGAAAAGAACACCAAGAAUGGAUUAAAUAGAUGGUCAAAACAAAUAGAAGACAGUGUUUUUCUGAUCAAUGGACAAGUGAAGGACGGUGACGCAGAACUGCUGGAAGGGCAUAAAAAGUUGAAAGGAAACACUCAACCCAGCACUCAGUUUUCUGAUGUCAAAAUUCUGACGCAAUUGUCCCAGGGUUCAAGUCCUAGAUCAACAGCUACAGUCCAGGUCUGCAGCGGUUCCAUAAAUCUCAGAGGUGCGGUGAAAUGCAAAGCCUACGUACAUAACAACAAACCCAAAGUUAAAGAAGCCGUUCAGGCUUUGAAAAGAGACGUAAUAAACACAUUGAGUGAUCGGUGUGAAAUACUGUUCGAAGAUCUGAUCAUAAAUGAAGGACCUCACAAAAAAAAUUUUCAGAGGGAAUAUCAUGUCUUACCUCAGAGACUGUUUGUCCCUGUCGCUGGAUCCAGUGUGAUGCUCAGUGAUUAUAAGUUUGGUGAUGAGGCCGCUGGAGAAAUUCAGGAACGUUUUGUUGAGAUGUUGGAUCAGUCUGUGCAGGCUGAAGACAUCCACGUAGCAGAGGAGAUGAACACAGUUGAUAUUUGUCCAGUUACUGACAAUGUGGAUAACACACCGCAGAAACAACUGACAAAAGCAACAUUGCUGCUGAAACUUCAACAAAAUGUGGGUGUGGUAAUAGCAGCUGCUGUUGCUGUCUUUGCAUCGAUCUUCUCUUUCAAUUACUUCAGUGAUUAAACUCAAGCAACUGGAGCUUCCUGGAAGUAUUGGCCAGUUACAAGGUGGAAACAUCUGGGUUUGAUAUAUUAAUGAUUAAGAACUGUUGCCUAAAUAUCACCAAUUAGAUGUGCAAUAUAAAUUGUAAUGAUAGGCUCGGUUACCUUCUUCCAGCAUGCACUUACUGUAUCAAGUAGAAUCACAAGGCUACAGUAUCAAGUAUUCUUCUCCUGGUGUGUUUUUCAGACUAUUGGGAAGACUAGAGUAGUUACCUGGUAUGACAGUUCUUGCUUUAAGGGUUCCUUUGCUAAGAGAAAUCUCAUUCCAUUAAAGUUAUUUGGGGAAAAAUUAAGAUUUAACAAAUCCAACGGUUCAACGUAUGCGUUGUUUUAGGUCAUGCUGAUUAGCUAGCAUAGUAGGUAUACAAAUAGUUUCUAGUGGUUUCAAGGUGAGACCAAUUUAGCGUGUAAAUAUAAUACCUGGAGAACUCGGAACUCAAUAAGAUGCAUAGAAAUUUAGGGAUGUGUAUUUGCCACCUCUUACUCAGUGACUCUUGAGGAUUUCUGUGUCCAGCUCCAAUUCAAUCAUCGCUCUCUUGGGACGUUGUCUUUUUCAGCAACAGUUACACCUAGGCAGCCCAUGAGAUCAUCUUGUAACUACAUGCAAGUUGUCAAAAUUGUUUGCUAAUCAGGAUUUUCAGACUGUAAACAGAUAGCUUUCCGUUAUGAGAUGUUCUCCUGGGCAUACUGGGUGAUAACAUUGCUGUUUACUUGCCGUGAGGAGAGCGGAAGAGGAGAAGAAUUCUAGUCAUUCAUAUACGCAAUGUGAUGUUUACUUGGAUCUGAACUACAAUAGAAAAUAAUUCCAGAUUUUAGGGCAUUUUAAUGCCGCUGCGUAUUUCUUUUUUGUAUAAAGGCACCGGAACUCUAAGGAAAAAUAGAAGCACGUCAGUUCUAAAGCAUAAUCAAGGAUGUACUGGGAUACUUUUAAUAAAAGGCGACUAUGGGAAAGAAAUCUCA
Messenger RNA from Cuculus canorus (common cuckoo), 2505 nucleotides. It is a transcript of the gene ODR4, whose product is annotated as odr-4 GPCR localization factor homolog. The transcript is spliced from 14 exons. The record is from RefSeq and is a predicted model, not a curated record. The coding region runs from base 167 to 1507 and encodes 446 amino acids. Gene Ontology annotation, biological process: intracellular protein localization. Gene Ontology annotation, cellular component: endomembrane system. Lineage: Eukaryota; Metazoa; Chordata; Aves; Cuculiformes; Cuculidae.